Molecule: messenger RNA, 954 nt
Organism: Tupaia belangeri chinensis (Chinese tree shrew)
Lineage: Eukaryota; Metazoa; Chordata; Mammalia; Scandentia; Tupaiidae
Product: olfactory receptor 2A12
Exons: 1
Coding region: 1-954 (317 amino acids)
Biological process (GO): G protein-coupled receptor signaling pathway
Cellular component (GO): membrane
Molecular function (GO): olfactory receptor activity; G protein-coupled receptor activity
Source: RefSeq, a predicted model, not a curated record
AUGAUUCCAGAAAACAUCAGCGCCAUCACUGAGCUGGCCCUUCUUGGCUUCUCCAACCACCCCCAGGCGGAGGUUCCCCUCUUCCUCCUCUUCUCGCUGACUUACCUGGUGAAUCUCUUUGGAAACACAGCAGUCAUCAUUCUGGUGGUAAUGGAGUCUUCUCUCCAGACACCCAUGUACUUUUUUCUCUGUCAUUUGGCCUUUCUCAACAUAUUUUACACCACGGCUGUCGUCCCCAAGAUGCUCUUCAAUCUCCUUGCCUCCAGGAAAGUCAUCUCCUACACCCUGUGCCUGGCCCAGACCUAUAUCUCCCUGUUCAUGGGGGCGGCCGAGUGCAUCCUUCUGGCAAUCAUGGCGCUGGACCGCUACGUGGCUGUCUGCCACCCGCUGCGGUACCUCCUCAUCAUGAACCGGUCCGUGUGCGCACAGCUGGCCGCCGGUGCCUGGACCAUCAGCUUCUUUGCCUCGGUGGUGCCCCUCUGCGUCACCAUGGCUCCCUUGUGUGGUCCGUAUGUCGUCGACCACAUCUUCUGUGAAGUGCCUGUUCUUCUCCGCAUGGUCUGCAGUGACACGUCCCUGCAGGAGGUCAUGAUGGUGGUGGGAGCGGCGGGGACCCUCUUGCUGCCCUUCCUCCUCAUCGCUCUCUCCUACCUACACAUCCUCGUGGCAGUGGCGAGGAUGCGCUCGGCCGAGGGCCGGAGAAAAGCCUUCUCCACCUGCAGCUCUCACCUGACUGUGGUGACCGUCUACUACGGUACAGGCAUGUUCAUGUACAUGAGGCCCAAGGCCCUGUCCUCAGCGGAGGGCGAUAAGGUGAUCUCACUGUUCUACGCCGUCAUCAACCCUGCACUGAACCCUCUCAUCUACAGUCUGAGGAACAAAGACAUGAAGAGAGCCUCAAAGAGACUGUUAGAAAAAUGGGCCCUGACUCACAGGCAGAAGGCCCAGCCUUGA